This is a messenger RNA of Prorocentrum cordatum, 1429 nucleotides long. The record is from the annotation of a GenBank genome assembly. NCBI's taxonomy places the organism in Eukaryota, Dinophyceae, Prorocentrales, Prorocentraceae.
GGCCCGCCCGGGCGCGGCCCCGCCCGCGCCGGACUCCAGCCGCGCUGGGCCGCCCGCGCCCCCGAGGAGCCCCUCGCGUCCCGGUGCGCCGCCGCCGCCUCUCGGCAGGGCCCGCCCAGGCCCGCUGGCCUCGGCCCUUGGGACCACCCGCGCGGGCGCUCCGCCACCGCCUCGCAGCCCUGCGCGCACCGGCUCGCCGCCGCCCGCGCCGGACCCCGCCAACCCUGGGUCGCCGCCCUCGGCGAGAAGCCAUGCGAGACUGGGAAGCACGCUGCAGAUCUAUGGUGGGAAGCUGUCCUUCAACUCUGCUGACACGACCUACAUGCAGGAGACGAGCAGCGAGAUGUUCUUAUACGUCCAAGGCGCGAAGACGCUGACACUGAGCUCAACAGGAGGUCAGCUGCACGGAGUAUGGUCUUCCGAGAACUCCGUCACUGUCUCCGACCGAAGGCUUAAGACAAACAUCAAGCCUCUCAUGAACACCCUCCGGCAGAACAGGGCGGCCGCGAUCUCGAGAGGCGAAGUGCCUGCUGAGCCAGGAGUGGCACAAGGGCUCGAACCGCAAGGCGUACCAGAGGCAGCAGAAGAUAACCCUACAGGAACGCCGCCGGGCACGCUGCGGUGGCUGCUGCGGUCUCUGCGGCCCGUCUCGUACAAUUUCAAGCAGGGCGCGGAUGCCAAACAGGUCCGCUUCGGCUUCAUCGCCCAGGACGUCGAGCGCGUGCUGCCCCAGGUUGUGCACGACAUCAACCAAACUACAGAGAAGGUUGACGGCCAGGAGCCGCGGAAAGGCAUCGCAUACCCAGACCUCAUCGCGGUGAUGACCGCGAUGAUGAAGGACUUCAGCAGCGAGCUGCACGGGGUGCGGGCCCGGCUGGAGGCGGCGGAGGCCGAGCUGGACCGCCUGGACCGCGAGGACCCCAUGGACUUGGGGCCGCUGUGAGGGCACCACCCUCUGCGUCUGCGCUGUCUCGAUGCGGCGCCCUCGCCGCUCCAUCCUCUCGGCCGUUCUUCUGACGUUCUCCAUAUCUAUGUCAUCUUGCGAACCUCCCAAUCAGAACCUUGCUUCAAGCCCAGCCCAGUAGAAUAUUUUUGGAGCUCGCUUGGUCGGCGGGCUUUGCGCCACGCGGCACGGGCAAGCCGAAUUCCGGCUAGCCCCGAAGCUGCACGCGCCGCAUUUUUUAUUGCUGCCGAAAUCUUGGUGGCGCCUUGGUGGCUGUGGUCCCCUCGCACCCCCCUCAUCCUCGGAGCAGCGGUUCCUUUCCUGGAUGCGACAGAAGCCCAGGAUCUCCCGCCUUCCUCGUCCUGAUUGCGGCGAUGUCCGGGGCCUUGCCGUGCAGCGGGCUGUUCUGUGCAUCCGUACGCGUGUGCGGGCGAUGACGCGAGAGGAGGUAGUUGCAUUUCAAUGAUGAUGCGUUGUCGUCGGAGA